This is a messenger RNA of Osmerus eperlanus (European smelt), 6416 nucleotides long. RefSeq names its product transmembrane protein 131-like. The record is from RefSeq and is a predicted model, not a curated record. Lineage: Eukaryota; Metazoa; Chordata; Actinopteri; Osmeriformes; Osmeridae. Gene Ontology annotation, cellular component: membrane. The transcript has 41 exons. The coding region runs from base 73 to 5475 and encodes 1800 amino acids.
AGCUGCCAGCUAGUAAGAAAUCGUUGAAAUGUUUAUAGGAACACGCGACCACAGUGAUGCAGUCAGAACAGAAUGGCGCAAGCUGAAAGAUCUUCGAGUAACCUCUGCCCGACAGUAGGGGCGAAAUGGUUGCGUCUACUUUGUUUUAGGGUUUUAUUUUAUACACUCUUUCACAUUGCCCAGGCAAACAAACAAGCUUUUAUUCAGACAGAUACAAUCCUAGAAGUGUUUCAUUUUGGGGAUGAAAGUCUUUUGCAGAAAGAGCCUGAAAUAGAUAUUACAUAUCAUCAUAAAAGCUCGUCCUUACAGCGGGGAAACAGCAGGCCGAUCCGUUUUGAACCAUCCAUGCUGGAUUUCCAUGAACAGCCUGUUGGAAUGCCAAAAAUGGAGAAAGUAUACCUACACAACUCCAGUCCAGAGGAGAUAAGCUUGAUAUCUAUAUCGGCAACAACUGCACAUUUUCAUGCAUCUUUCUUUGAAAACAGGAUAAUCCUGCCGGGGGGAAAUACAUCAUUUGAUGUGGUCUUUCUGGCACGAGUAGUGGGGAACGUAGAGAAUACUUUAUUUAUAAAUACCUCACAUCACGGAGUGUUUACAUAUCAGGUAUUUGGUGUGGGGAUCCCAAACCCUUACAGGCUGAGGCCUUUUAUUGGAGCCAGAGUGCCUGUGAACAGCAGUUUCUCUCCCCUCAUUAAUAUACACAACCCACACAGUGAGCCAUUGCAGGUGGUAGAGAUGUACACUAGUGGAGGGGACCUGCAUCUUGAGCUACCCACAGGGCAGCAAGGAGGGACUCACAAUCUGUGGGAGAUCCCUCCGUUUGAGACUAAGGGGGUUAUGAGGGCCAGUUUCUCCUCACGAGACGCUGACAAUCACACAGCGUUCAUCAGGAUCAAGACCAACGCCUCGGACCCAGACCAGUUCAUCAUCCUGCCUGUGGAGGUGGAGGUGACCUCAGCACCAGGAAUCUACUCCUCCAUAGAGAUGCUUGACUUUGGGACGCUACGGUCACAAGAUAAACCAAAACAACUAAAUUUGCAUCUUCUAAAUUCGGGGGCGAAAGAUGUACAGAUUACAAGCGUUCGAGCAACACCCUCAAAUGAUGCCAUCACCAUAGACUUCAAGGGGAUCACACUGAAAGCUGGGGAGAAUAGAUACACCAAAGUUGCAAGUAUACAUUUUGAUGCGUCAAAAGUCCAGAAGCAAACCCAGUCUUCUGGGAAAAUAACUGUGAAAGCGAAAGAGAAAAGCUACUCUAAACUUGAAAUCCCAUACCAAGCUGAAGUUCUAGAUGGGUAUUUGGGGUUUGACCACACGGUCACCUUGUUCCACAUCAGGGACAGUGUGACAGAGCCAGUGGUGAAGCUCAUCCACCUCACCAACACCUUCCACUUUGCCAUACACAUCCAUCAUGUGGCACUACCAGAGGAAGCCAACACCAUGUUUAAGGUGCAGAACUUCAGCGAGCCAGUCCUGAUUCCCCCGCAGGAGUCCCGCUACAUCUUCUCCCUCCACUUCCGGCCAGUCCGCCCCUCCACACACAUCGACAGCAACAUCCUCCUGGUCACGAAUGCCUCCAGGUUCCACCUUCCCAUCCGUGCAUAUACUGGCUUCCUAGAGGCUUUGGUUCUGUUUCCCAGUCUGCAUGAGCACCUCCUGGACUUUGGAGUCCUCAGCGCUACAGACACCAGCAGCAUUCUCUUUGCCGUUGUCAACAGCAACCCCAUAGAGCUGGUUCUGCAGCCAUGGCUGGUGACAGGGGAGAACCUGAACGUGGAGCUGCUGAAGAUUGAAAAGGGAAACCGGACCACGGUGCAGGCCAAGAGCCCAGAGCUCCAGAACGCCACUGCCACCUCACACAAAACAGUCAUCCUAGCCUCAGGCUAUUGCUCUGUGUUCAGGGUCACAUUGGUGGCUAAGGACUUGGAAGGGCCGUAUGACGGAGCCAUACACAUCACAACAGACUACGAGAUAUUAACAAUACCAGUAAAAGCGGUUAUAGCCGUGGGAACGCUCACCAGCUACCCCAAACACAUCGUCCUGCCGCCCUCCUUUCCGGGGAAAGUGGUCCACCAUAGUUUCAGCAUCGUCAGCUCCUUCUCUCAGAGGGUGCGGCUGCUGCAGAUCAACGCCCUCACGGACGACAAGCGCUUCUACUACAGGCGGCUGAAGACCAGCCGAGACGAGCUGGAGCCCAAACGCAAGUCCAAGGUCGCAAAGAUUUACUUUGACUCCAGUUUGCAGUGUGGCGAUCACUGUUAUGUGGGAGUACAGUUUGUUCUCAAAUCUGAGGCCCGGCCGUCUGGGUUAGGCAUGCAGGAGGACAUGUGGGACUCGGACGUGGAUUUGUAUCAAAUGCUGCGUAAGAAGUGGAAGGAACUGCAGCAGGUUUCCGGAAACAUUGCGGAAGCGGUGUUUGAGGCCAACGCCGACCUUCAGAAGAUCGUGCAGACCAAGAUCUCAGCGGAGCUGACGUGGCCUUCAAUCAUCAACUCCUCCCGCCAGCUCCUCUUCCCUCUGACCAGCAUCAACAGCUCCUCAGAAAUGGAGGUGAUCCUGGGGAACCCAGCUGAUGUCCCGGUCUACAUCCAGAUCCUCCCCCUAGCCCUGUACCCCAACCUCUGCUCCGUCACCAGCAAACUGGCUCAAAUGUUUCCCCUGGAGAGACUCCCUCACUUCAACCCCAACACGCUGGAAUUCCACAUCGACGGGAAUAAUAAAUCGCUCCUGAAGAGCAGCGAAGGCUUCAGCGAGGGCUCGACCCAGCCCUACGUUUACAACCUGCCCCUGCUGCCGGAGGGGGUCAAGUCCCUCCGUGUGAAAUUCUCCCCCGUCAGCAACCACACGGUCACCUCUCUGCUCAUGAUCAGAAACAACUUGACUGUGGUGGAGUUUCUUGUGGUCCAGGGUCAGGGCAGUUACGAGAGGCUGAAGUUGGGGGGAAAGUCCCCAGGACCCGGGGCUUUUCUCAGGUUCAAGAUGUCCGAAUCUCACCUGAAGGAAUGCUCUGACAAAAUGAAGUCCAAGGAGCCAAACUUCACGCUCAGAAGAUCCUUCAAGAUUGAGAACACGGGUCAGCUGCUCAUCAACAUACGGUCCAUCGAAAUAAACGGACGUGCCUGUGAAGGAUUUGGAUUUAAAGUUCUCAGUUGCCAAGAGUUUGCACUAAAACCCAACGCUUCAAAAGACAUAGUCAUACUGUUCACUCCAGACUUCACAGCCUCCAGGGUGAUCAGGGAGCUGAAGCUGGUGACGGCUGGGGGCUCCCGCUUUGUGUUUGCCCUGAACGCCUCGCUGCCCUAUCACAUGCUGGCGUCGUGCGCCGCCACCCUGCCCAGACCCAACUGGGAGCUGGAGCUGUACAUCAUCAUCUCUGUCAUCAUGAGCUCCAUGUUCCUCCUGGUGGUGGUGACUGCCUACCUGGAGGCUCUGGGGAUCUGGGAGAUGUUCAAGAGGCGCAUGUGUUUCGAAACGUCUAGCAACUCUAUGGAGACAGGGAAGCCCUUUGACCUCAGGGAAAUAGUACGCCUGCAAAGUGACUCUCAUUUGAACGAUUACGCAGAGUCCACCCAGCACCCGCUGCGAGGGACGACCAACCCCGUCUCCAGAGCUGGCAGCCGACACGCCAGAGGGGGCCACAGCAGGGCGUCAAACCAACCCUCCGUGCCCUCCUCCCAGCCUGGCCCCAAGGCCUCCGAAAGCACCCCCUCCCCCAGCCAGCUGGCCAGCCGCAAGGCCCGAUCCACCAGACAACCGCAGCCGGUCCCUGGGCCUCCGGAGAUCCAGACUCCCUCCCCUGCCACGCCCCCGGCCCCGCUGCCGGGCCCCCUAGAGGCGGCCCAGCGGCUCCCCUCAGAGGAGCAGGACUACAUGAGCCUGGUGGAGGCCAUGGAUAAGGACCUGGACAGGCCUGAGGCCUCAGCUGAAGAGCUGGCCCAGGACCAGACCUCGGUUCAGGCCAAAGCCAACGGAAUCAAAGGGAAACUACAGCGCAAGCCCAAAUCUCUGAAGAGGAAGGAGGAGAGGGAGCUGAGGACUAAGGGAAGGACUCAAGGAGAGGAGCUGCCAAGGGAGGAUAAUGACGACACGUCCUCCACCACCACAGAGACCUCCAACCCCGACACAGAGAGCGGCCUCAGAGAGGAAAUGAUUAAUAAGAAGAGCAGAUCACCAGUGCUGGAGAAAGCGAAAGAGGAAACAGCAGAACACUCCAAAUCCAAGAACAAGAAGCCAGUCCAUACAAAGGACAAGACCCUAAAUGAUGCAAAGUCAAGCUCACUGGAACUUCCGUAUGUCACCCCACUGGAAAACAAACGCAAGAUCUUCAAUAGCAAGACGGUGUUAACCCAGGCACUGGCCAACAGUUCACCUACAGCAGCUGUCAGAGCCACGCCCCCAAAGCCAAGAGCCCCAGUGCCUUAUGGGAAGUUGGAGGACCGGCGUCCCUCCCCCCUCGCCAAGUUCCUGUCUAACGAGAGCGGCAGCAGCAGCGGCUCCGAGGGAGAGAAGGACGUCUCCCCCCCCCCAGAGUGGGACUGUGUCCCCCUCUUCAAAACCCACAGUGCUGUCGACAGCAUGCAGCAGAUCUCCAUGCAAACCAUGAACGCCGACCUUUUCCUGAAGAGACCCAUCGGCACCCCUCUCCAGCCCUGCGUGUCCACCUGUGACUCCUUCACGACUCUGGGCUUCUCAGUCAGUGAUUCGGGUUUGAGAGAUGCGCCAGGCACCAAAUGCAAGCUGACCAAGUCAGUGUCUCUGCCUGGUCAGAAUGGAAACCCCACCUUUGCUGCCGUGGCUGCAGGAUAUGACAAAAGCCCAGGUGGCAGCAGUGCUGGAAAAGCAGCGGUGAGCCGACCAGACUUCCAGGGGAAGAACGACCUCCCACUUAUGACAUCAGUGGAGAGUGACAGCUCUGACAGCUCUGGACUGUGGAGUCCAGUUGGCAACGGGAGAAGCCCUAGUUUGACUUCCAUCAACUCUUUCUCUGCGUUCGGAUCAAGCAAUACUUUCAACCUGUCUGGAGUGUUCAGUGGGAUGACCUCUGGGAGGAGCGUGGAGCCCCAGCAGAGCUGGCCCGACUUCAGCCGGGCCCCCGCCCCCUCGUCCUCCUCCACCGGCUCGGUGUGGCCCAGCGAGGCCCUGCAGCCCUGGCCCUGCUCCUCCAGCUCGCCCUCCACCCCCACCACGUCCAUCCUCGGCGGCGGCAGCAGCCUGUGGUCGUCCAGCCCUCCCUUCAGCCCCUCCAUCUGGUCCACCAGCGCUGACUCCGCCCCUCUGCACUCCUUCACCCCGCCCCCCACCUCCCCUCUCUCCGACCUGAUUGGCAGCUCUGAGAACGACGGCCAGUCUCCCGGCCACACAGCCCUUGCCCAGAAUGACCUGAGCCCCACCUACAACCCCUGGAGCAUGUGGAGGCCCACCUUCAGCCGACGCAGCUCAGAGCCCUGGCCCAAUGCCUCGGACGGCAACCCCUAAUGAGCACACCUCCCUUCUCCUGAGAUUGUUGUGAAAACGUUCACGGUUGGGCCCCUCCCGGGGUCAGUCUGGUUUGAUGCCGCUGACUUGCUGAAAGCAUGCUGUUCUGCAUACCUGUCGUCUGUCCAACCAUCUAAUGUCGCUGGCAAAUGAAGUUGUGUUGAGUGUGAAUAUUCAAACAAGGAUACGAUGUUGGUCGAAGUGUUUCCUAAGCACUGAACAAAGAUCAAUAUGUUUUAGGCACCUCGUUUCAAAUUGGGGACAUAUUCCUUGUUUACUCGUGCCCGUUUUCAGACGCUACCUCUUUUUUUUUUUACGAUUCCCCACAUCUCCAAAGUAAGCCACCUCCUUCUAAAAGUCGUUUCAUGAGGAAAUGGGCUGCCUUUUUGUUUUUGAUGGCAGCAAAAUUAGAAAAAUCAGAGAAAUAAAAUAAAAUAUGAAAUAAAAUAUGACCCUUGUUUGAAUUUUCAUCAUCUUGUACGGCAUUAUUUUGGCAAUUUAUGGUACUGUGCUGCAUUUUGAGCAAUUAUUUAAGCCUUGUCAUUGCUCUGAUCAAAGAUCUUUGUUAUUAAAGGGGUACAGUCAUUUGAACAUGGUUUAUGCUUGAAUACAGUAAUGGCUGAAAAUCAUUCACUCAAAUUACCUCAAAUGUAAGCUUUUUUCCCCAAACCAUAUAGCCUUGCAUUGUUUGUUUUGAAGUCCCCCCCCCCCCCAAAAAAAAAAAAAAAGAAAAAGAUUUCUAACUUAUUUUAAAGACCACACCUGAUUUUACGUUUUUAAAGGAACUGUUCAUACUGGCUGAGUUCAGUUGCCUGAGCUUUCUUUGACAUGUUUGCAACAUUUGAGGGUUUUGUGUCUAAUCUGGUACGUUUCAGUUCUGCCUGUCACACAUGGAACAUCUGAAAUGAGUCGCAAGUCUGAGUAAAACAAAUGAGACCGGU